CUCUGGAGCCUGCGCAGUAGGCGUCGGGGGCGCAUGCUCUGUAGCGGUCUCCGCAGCCAGGAUUGGCGCCCGCGCAGGGGCCUUCGAGCCCCGCCCGUAAAGUCCCACCCGGGUGCGCGGGCAUGGCGGCCAGCCUGUGGAUGGGCGACCUGGAACCCUAUAUGGAUGAGAACUUCAUCUCCAGAGCUUUCGCCACCAUGGGGGAGACUGUAAUGAGCGUCAAAAUUAUCCGAAACCGCCUCACCGGGAUCCCAGCUGGCUACUGCUUUGUAGAAUUCGCAGAUUUGGCCACAGCUGAGAAGUGUUUGCAUAAAAUUAAUGGGAAACCCCUUCCAGGAGCCACACCUGCGAAACGUUUUAAACUGAACUAUGCCACUUAUGGGAAACAACCAGAUAACAGCCCUGAGUAUUCCCUCUUUGUGGGGGACCUGACCCCAGACGUGGAUGAUGGCAUGCUGUAUGAAUUCUUCGUCAAAGUCUAUCCCUCCUGUCGGGGAGGCAAGGUGGUUUUGGACCAGACAGGCGUGUCUAAGGGUUAUGGUUUUGUGAAAUUCACAGAUGAACUGGAACAGAAACGGGCCCUGACGGAGUGCCAGGGAGCAGUGGGACUGGGGUCUAAACCUGUGCGGCUGAGCGUGGCAAUCCCUAAAGCGAGCCGUGUAAAGCCAGUGGAAUAUAGUCAGAUGUACAGUUACAGCUACAACCAGUAUUACCAGCAGUACCAGAACUACUAUGCUCAGUGGGGCUAUGACCAGAACACAGGCAGCUAUAGCUACAGUUACCCCCAGUAUGGCUAUACUCAGAGCACCAUGCAGACAUAUGAAGAAGUUGGAGAUGAUGCAUUGGAAGACCCCAUGCCACAGCUGGAUGUGACUGAGGCCAACAAGGAGUUCAUGGAACAGAGUGAGGAGCUGUAUGAUGCUCUGAUGGACUGUCACUGGCAGCCCCUGGACACAGUGUCUUCAGAGAUCCCUGCCAUGAUGUAGCUAGGCCAAAGGACAAGCCAGGCUGCACGACAUUAAGAUGAGAGACUCCUUUUAAAAAAUCCAGGUGCAGUGGCUCAUGCCUGUGAUCCAGCACUUUGGGAGGCAGAGGCAGGCAGAUCACGAGGUCAGGGAUUGGAGAUAAGCCUGGCCAAUUUGGUGAAACCCUGUCUCUACGAAAAAAAAAAAAGAAAAAAAUGGCUGGGCGCGGUCGCUCACACCUAUAAUCCCAGCUACGUGGGAGGUUUGAGGCAGGAGAAUUGCUUGAACCCGGGAGGCAGAGGUUGCAGUGAGCCAAGAUCACGCCACUGCACUCCAGCCUGGGCAACAGUGAGACUGUCUCCAAAAAAAAAUUGUGAAACCUUUUUGGAAAUACGAUUUGUAAGAUCUUAAUGACUGUUUCUGGAAAUUAUAAAUAUUUCUGCAUCACUGCUA
This is a messenger RNA of Callithrix jacchus (white-tufted-ear marmoset), 1418 nucleotides long. It is a transcript of the gene TRNAU1AP, whose product is annotated as tRNA selenocysteine 1 associated protein 1. The record is from RefSeq and is a predicted model, not a curated record. Lineage: Eukaryota; Metazoa; Chordata; Mammalia; Primates; Cebidae. Gene Ontology annotation, molecular function: tRNA binding. Gene Ontology annotation, biological process: selenocysteine incorporation. Gene Ontology annotation, cellular component: nucleus.